GACAGCAACGCCCGCGAGUUCGAGGAGGAGUCCAAGCAGCCCCCGAUGUCGGAGCAGCAGCGGCACCAACUCAAGCACCGGGAGCUGUUCCUGUCCCGCCAGUUCGAGUCUCUCCCGGCCACCCACAUCCGGGGCAAGUGCAGCGUGACGCUGCUCAACGAGACCGACAUCCUGGGGCAGUACCUGGAGAAGGAGGAUUGCUUCUUCUACUCGCUGGUGUUCGACCCCGUGCAGAAAACCCUCCUGGCCGACCAGGGCGAGAUCCGGGUGGGCUGCAAGUACCAGGCCGAGAUCCCCGAGCGCCUGGCCGAAGGUGAGUCAGACAACCGGAACCAGCAGAAGAUGGAGAUGAAGGUGUGGGACCCCGACAACCCCCUGACGGACCGGCAGAUCGACCAGUUCCUGGUGGUGGCUCGAGCUGUGGGGACCUUCGCCCGUGCCCUGGACUGCAGCAGCUCCAUCCGCCAGCCCAGCCUGCACAUGAGCGCGGCCGCGGCCUCGCGGGACAUCACCCUGUUCCACGCCAUGGACACGCUGCAGCGGAACGGGUACGACCUGGCGCGGGCCAUGGCCACGCUGGUGCCGCAGGGGGGGCCGGUGCUGUGCCGGGACGAGAUGGAGGAGUGGUCGGCGUCCGAGGCCAUGCUGUUCGAGGAGGCCCUCGAGAAGUACGGCAAGGACUUCAACGACAUCCGGCAGGACUUCCUGCCCUGGAAGUCGCUGGCCAGCAUCGUCCAGUUCUACUACAUGUGGAAAACCACCGACCGCUACAUCCAGCAGAAGAGGCUGAAGGCAGCGGAGGCCGACAGCAAACUGAAGCAAGUCUACAUCCCCACCUACACCAAACCCAACCCCAACCAGAUCAUCUCGGUGGGCUCCAAACCCGGCGUGAACGGGGCCGGGUUCCAGAAGGGGCUGAGCUGCGAGAGCUGCCACACAUCCCAGUCCCCCCAGUGGUACGCCUGGGGGCCCCCCAACAUGCAGUGCCGGCUCUGUGCUUCCUGCUGGAUCUACUGGAAGAAAUACGGGGGGCUCAAGACGCCCACCCAGCUGGAGGGGGUGACCCGCAGCGCCUCGGUGAGCCCCCCCAAACCCCUGGGACCCCCAGUAGCCCCCUGA
This is a messenger RNA of Empidonax traillii (willow flycatcher), 1119 nucleotides long. It is a transcript of the gene MTA2, whose product is annotated as metastasis associated 1 family member 2. Lineage: Eukaryota; Metazoa; Chordata; Aves; Passeriformes; Tyrannidae. The transcript has 11 exons. The coding region runs from base 46 to 1119 and encodes 357 amino acids. Gene Ontology annotation, molecular function: chromatin binding; histone deacetylase binding; transcription corepressor activity. Gene Ontology annotation, cellular component: nucleoplasm; NuRD complex. The record is from RefSeq and is a predicted model, not a curated record. Gene Ontology annotation, biological process: negative regulation of transcription by RNA polymerase II.